GCACUAGUUUGCGUCGAGAAGAGUGGUGUUGAGUGUCGCGCAAGGCCAUAUAUAGGGUGUCGCGGCGUUUGAGAAAUCUUUGAGUUGAGGCGUCAUAAGUUGCGGAGAUGCAGAUCUUUGUGAAGACUCUCACUGGCAAGACCAUCACACUUGAAGUUGAGCCUUCAGAUACAAUUGAAAAUGUGAAGGCCAAGAUCCAGGACAAGGAGGGCAUCCCUCCCGAUCAGCAGCGUCUGAUCUUCGCCGGAAAGCAGCUGGAAGAUGGUCGGACCCUCUCGGACUACAACAUCCAGAAAGAGUCUACCCUUCACCUGGUUCUCCGGCUGCGUGGUGGUAUGCAGAUCUUCGUGAAGACGCUGACCGGGAAGACCAUCACGCUCGAGGUCGAGCCCUCCGACUCGAUCGAGAACGUCAAGGCCAAAAUCCAGGACAAGGAGGGCAUCCCUCCCGAUCAGCAGCGUCUUAUCUUCGCCGGAAAGCAGUUGGAAGAUGGUCGUACCCUCUCCGACUACAAUAUUCAGAAGGAAUCUACCCUUCACCUGGUUCUCCGGCUACGUGGUGGUAUGCAGAUCUUCGUGAAGACGCUGACCGGGAAGACCAUCACGCUCGAGGUCGAGCCCUCCGACUCGAUCGAGAACGUCAAGGCCAAGAUCCAGGACAAGGAGGGCAUCCCUCCGGAUCAGCAGCGUCUGAUCUUCGCCGGAAAGCAGCUGGAAGAUGGUCGGACUCUCUCGGACUACAACAUCCAGAAGGAGUCUACCCUUCACCUGGUUCUCCGGCUGCGUGGUGGUAUGCAGAUCUUCGUGAAGACGCUGACCGGGAAAACCAUCACGCUCGAGGUCGAGCCCUCCGACUCAAUCGAGAACGUCAAGGCCAAGAUCCAGGACAAGGAGGGCAUCCCUCCCGAUCAGCAGCGUCUGAUCUUCGCCGGAAAGCAGCUGGAGGAUGGUCGGACCCUCUCGGACUACAACAUCCAGAAGGAGUCUACCCUUCACCUGGUCCUCCGGCUGCGUGGUGGUAUGCAGAUCUUCGUGAAGACGCUGACUGGCAAGACCAUCACACUCGAGGUCGAGCCCUCUGACUCGAUCGAGAACGUCAAGGCCAAGAUCCAGGACAAGGAGGGCAUCCCUCCCGAUCAGCAGCGUCUGAUCUUCGCCGGAAAGCAGCUGGAGGAUGGUCGGACCCUCUCGGACUACAACAUCCAGAAGGAGUCUACCCUUCACCUGGUCCUCCGGCUGCGUGGUGGUAUGCAGAUCUUCGUGAAGACGCUGACUGGCAAGACCAUCACACUCGAGGUCGAGCCCUCUGACUCGAUCGAGAACGUCAAGGCCAAGAUCCAGGACAAGGAGGGCAUCCCUCCCGAUCAGCAGCGUCUGAUCUUCGCCGGAAAGCAGCUGGAGGAUGGUCGGACCCUCUCUGACUACAACAUCCAGAAGGAGUCUACCCUUCACCUGGUCCUCCGGCUGCGUGGUGGUAUGCAGAUCUUCGUGAAGACGCUGACCGGGAAGACCAUCACGCUCGAGGUCGAGCCCUCCGACUCGAUCGAGAACGUCAAGGCCAAGAUCCAGGACAAGGAGGGCAUCCCUCCCGAUCAGCAGCGUCUGAUCUUCGCCGGAAAGCAGUUGGAAGAUGGUCGGACCCUCUCGGACUACAACAUCCAGAAGGAGUCUACCCUUCACCUGGUUCUCCGGCUGCGUGGUGGUAUGCAGAUCUUCGUGAAGACGCUGACUGGCAAGACCAUCACGCUCGAGGUCGAGCCCUCCGACUCGAUCGAGAACGUCAAGGCCAAGAUCCAGGACAAGGAGGGCAUCCCUCCCGAUCAGCAGCGUCUGAUCUUCGCCGGAAAGCAGUUGGAAGAUGGUCGGACCCUCUCGGACUACAACAUCCAGAAGGAGUCUACCCUUCACCUGGUUCUCCGGCUGCGUGGUGGUAUGCAGAUCUUCGUGAAGACCCUGACCGGCAAGACCAUUACACUCGAGGUCGAGCCCUCUGACUCGAUCGAGAACGUUAAGGCCAAGAUCCAGGACAAGGAGGGCAUCCCUCCCGAUCAGCAGCGUCUGAUCUUCGCUGGAAAGCAGCUGGAGGAUGGUCGGACCCUCUCGGACUACAACAUCCAGAAGGAGUCUACCCUUCACCUGGUUCUCCGGCUACGUGGUGGUAUGCAGAUCUUCGUGAAGACGCUGACCGGGAAGACCAUCACGCUCGAGGUCGAGCCCUCCGACUCGAUCGAGAACGUCAAGGCCAAGAUCCAGGACAAGGAGGGCAUCCCUCCGGAUCAGCAGCGUCUGAUCUUCGCCGGAAAGCAGCUGGAAGAUGGUCGGACGCUCUCGGACUACAACAUUCAGAAAGAGUCUACCCUUCACCUGGUUCUCCGGCUGCGUGGUGGUAUGCAGAUCUUCGUGAAGACGCUGACUGGCAAGACCAUCACACUCGAGGUCGAGCCCUCCGACUCGAUCGAGAACGUCAAGGCCAAGAUCCAGGACAAGGAGGGCAUCCCUCCCGAUCAGCAGCGUCUGAUCUUCGCCGGAAAGCAGCUGGAAGAUGGUCGGACCCUCUCGGACUACAACAUCCAGAAGGAGUCUACCCUUCACCUGGUUCUCCGGCUGCGUGGUGGUAUGCAGAUCUUCGUGAAGACGCUGACUGGCAAGACCAUCACGCUCGAGGUCGAGCCCUCCGACUCGAUCGAGAACGUCAAGGCCAAGAUCCAGGACAAGGAGGGCAUCCCUCCCGAUCAGCAGCGUCUGAUCUUCGCCGGAAAGCAGCUGGAGGAUGGUCGGACCCUCUCUGACUACAACAUCCAGAAGGAGUCUACCCUUCACCUGGUCCUCCGGCUGCGUGGUGGUAUGCAGAUCUUCGUGAAGACGCUGACCGGGAAGACCAUCACGCUCGAGGUCGAGCCCUCUGACUCGAUCGAGAACGUCAAGGCCAAGAUCCAGGACAAGGAGGGCAUCCCUCCCGAUCAGCAGCGUCUGAUCUUCGCCGGAAAGCAGCUGGAGGAUGGUCGGACCCUCUCGGACUACAACAUCCAGAAGGAGUCUACCCUUCAUCUGGUUCUCCGGCUGCGUGGUGGAAUGUGAUAUGUUUUGUUCUGUGAUGCUAAAUAAACACAUGCUUCUGUAAAUGUUUUUAUCCGUUUCAUGGAUAUCCGGUACCAUACAAAUCCAUUAAGUUUCGAAAUACACACACCAGGUCAA
Molecule: messenger RNA, 3194 nt
Organism: Amphibalanus amphitrite
Lineage: Eukaryota; Metazoa; Arthropoda; Thecostraca; Balanomorpha; Balanidae
Product: polyubiquitin-C
Exons: 2
Coding region: 108-3077 (989 amino acids)
Biological process (GO): protein ubiquitination; modification-dependent protein catabolic process
Cellular component (GO): cytoplasm; nucleus
Molecular function (GO): ubiquitin protein ligase binding; protein tag activity
Source: RefSeq, a predicted model, not a curated record